Helianthus annuus (common sunflower) is the source of this 918-nucleotide messenger RNA. RefSeq lists its product as uncharacterized. Bases 1 to 918 code for a protein of 305 amino acids. The record is from RefSeq and is a predicted model, not a curated record. The transcript has 3 exons. NCBI's taxonomy places the organism in Eukaryota, Viridiplantae, Streptophyta, Magnoliopsida, Asterales, Asteraceae.
AUGGGUUCUGGAAAGAUGUUAGCCGGGUUGAACCGGCUCUGGAAGACUGGGUUGGGUCGCCAUACGAAUGAUGGGAAUUUGAUCUUUGUAAAGUUCAUCAUGACAAAUAUUGCAAAACUUGAGUUCAUGGCUUUAGAUAUUAUUGGGAAAAACUAUUUGUCAUGGGUAUUGGAUGCUGAAAUACAUUUGAAUGCCAAUAAUCUGGGUGAAACAAUUAAAGAAGGAAAUAAAGCAAACAUCCAAGAUAAGGUAAAAGUCAUGAUCUUUUUACGCCAUCAUAUUCAUGAGGCUUUGAAAAGUGAGUAUCUCACUAUCAAGGAUCCACUUGUCCUUUGGACCAACCUGAAAGAAAUGUAUGACCACCAGAAAACGGUAAUAUUACCGAGAGCUCGUUACGAGUGGAUCAAUUUAAGAUUGCAAGACUUUAAGUCUAUAAGCGAGUACAACUCGGCAAUGUUUAGAAUCACAUCACAAUUGAUUCUAUGUGGUGAAAAUAUUACUGAUAAGGAAAUGUUGGAAAAAACAUUCUUAACCUUUCACCCCUCAAAUGUGAUACUACAACAACAAUAUCGUGAAAGGGGUUUCACCAAAUAUAGUGAGUUAAUAUCAUGUUUGCUUGUGGCCGAGCAAAACAAUGAGCUCUUAAUGAAAAAUCAUGAGACUCGUCCGGUUGGAGCAACCCCAAUCCCUGAAGCUAAUGUGGCAACAUAUAAUGGUCAAAGUGAAAGUUACGGACGUGGUCGAGCAAAAGAAAUAGAGACAAAUUUUACAUAUGAGGUUACCAAUGUUGAUAAAGACCAUAAUGAUACAACUAAUCUGGAUUAUGAUGAUUUCCUUAUUGAGCCAACUAACUUGGAUUCUGGUGAUAUCGUGGCUGAUACAACCCAGUUGGAUGCUUGCAAUUUUCCUUACAUAUGA